UUUAUUUUACAAUUUACAUAUUUAAAAUUCGUGGAAGAAAAGGGGGUGGGGACUGCGAAGCCAAAGCAAGAGCUUUGCCUCUCCGUACUUUACCUUUUGGAUUGGGCUUUUCAAAAAAAGGGCGAAAUGGAAGCUGUGGCCAUCUUCGGAAGUGGAGCUCCGCCGCGUCUCCGGCCGCCGACGAGAACCUUUUGCAGCUUAGCUCGCUCCCGGACGGCUGUCCUACGCCGUCGCGACCAUCUUUCAGCAUUUCCUUCGAAUUCUAAUCUCUUCUUCAAAUUGUCUACUCGUUAUCGUGCUGCUUCCAGUGACAAUGAGUCCUUUAUAUUUUUGCCACAUUUGGUUGCCUCCCUGGAGCGAGUCGACCAGACUUACAUUAUGGUGAAACCUGAUGGCGUUCAACGUGGCCUUGUUGGAGAGAUAAUUUCGCGAUUUGAGAAGAAAGGGUUUAAGCUUACUGGUUUAAAGCUCUUCCAAUGCUCCAAGGAGUUGGCUGAGGAACACUAUAAAGAUCUUAAGGGAAAGUCAUUUUUUCCUGGUUUAAUUGAGUACAUAACAUCAGGUCCUGUUGUGUGUAUGGCAUGGGAGGGUGUUGGUGUUGUGGCAUCAGCACGUAAGUUAAUCGGAGUAACAAAUCCUCUCGAAGCUGAGCCAGGAACAAUAAGAGGGGAUCUUGCUAUUCAAAAAGGAAGGAAUGUGAUUCAUGGGAGUGAUAGUCCUGAAAGUGGCAAGCGUGAAGUAGCACUGUGGUUCAAAGAAGGUGAAUUGGUAGAGUGGGAGCCAGCUCUUGUACCAUGGCUCAUAGAGUGAUGUUGUCUAUGAAGCACACAUGUCCUCAAGAGAGAAUUGCGACUUUUCUUGUUUUGUAAUUUUGAAUUAUAGAAUAAAAUGUUAGCAGAGCCUUGUAAUCUCUCAUCCUCACAGAACUGUUUAUGCAAAAAAAAAGGGGGGAUAUUCAUUUUGAAAGUCAAGAGAAUCCACAGAAAUUUUUAUCAUGAA
Molecule: messenger RNA, 999 nt
Organism: Cucumis sativus (cucumber)
Lineage: Eukaryota; Viridiplantae; Streptophyta; Magnoliopsida; Cucurbitales; Cucurbitaceae
Product: nucleoside diphosphate kinase
Exons: 7
Coding region: 127-810 (227 amino acids)
Biological process (GO): UTP biosynthetic process; CTP biosynthetic process; GTP biosynthetic process
Molecular function (GO): nucleoside diphosphate kinase activity
Source: RefSeq, a predicted model, not a curated record